AUGAUUGUGUUCGACGAACUUUUUGAAUUUCUCAGAGAAGUAGAAAUAACAUGUGAUAAUUUUAAAGAAGAGGAAGAAGAAAAAGAAAAAAUUAUAUUAUUUAUAAAUGAAUUAAAUUCUUAUAUUAACGACCUUUCCCUUUCGCUUAAGGGAAAGAUAAAUAACUCUGAUGAUCUUACAGAUCAUGACAUUUUAAAAAAAAUAAUUUAUAAAAAAGAAGCUUUAGAAAAAGCAAUAAAAAACGAAAAGGACAAUUUUAAAAGAGAUGCAAAAAUAAAAGAAAAGGUAAUUAAUAAUGAGGAGGGAGGAGUAAACAAACAUACAAAUAAUAUUAAUAAUGACAAUAUGAAUGAUAAAAAUUAUGAUAAUGAUGGAAAAGGUGAUAAUACAUUCAAUAUUUGUAAUGAUAAAAAGAAUUUGUCUUAUAAGGAUGAUGAUAUAAAUGAUCUUACUUGUCAUCCUAAUAAUAAAAUAUCCAUAGGAAGUAAUGAAGAAAUAAAAAAUGAAUAUAAUAACAAUUUGAUAAAUGGUGAAAAGAAAGAUGAACUUUCCAUUACAUGUAAUGAUAAUAUGUUAAAAAAAAAUGUAGUGGAUGAAAAUAUAACAAAUGACUGUUCAUACAACAUAAAUAAUAAAAAGGAUAAUAACGAAAAUGAUAUAAAUAAUACAAACAAUAAUAAUAAUAAUAGUAAUAAUAAUGAUAAUAUUGAAAUUUUAAAAGACGAUAUUAUUAAAGAAUGGGGUGAACAGAUUGAUGAAUUUGAUAACUUACUUUAUGAACAUACACUAGCUUAUAAAAAAAAAGAUUUCUUUAAAAAAAUUGAGAAAAAAAAAAAAAAAAAAAAUCUAGAUUUCUUACAAGAAAAUACGAUUGAUGAAGAAUUAUGCUUACUAGCUCAAGAAAUGAAAGAAAAUGUUUUGACAUAUAGAGAUAUUAUAAAAGAAGAUAAUACAACAUUAGAAAAAUCGGCGAACAAACAAAAUCUAACCAUUGAUUCUAUGACAGAUGUUAAUAAAAAAACACAAAAAAUGACCAAAAAUAAAAAUAUUUCUUUCUUUGUUUCCUUAUUAAUAAUAGCAACUUCAGUAGUACUUUUUAUAUUUACCUUUUUUGUAAUAAUACUUUUAUAA
Messenger RNA from Plasmodium falciparum 3D7, 1131 nucleotides. It is a transcript of the gene USE1, whose product is annotated as putative protein transport protein USE1. NCBI's taxonomy places the organism in Eukaryota, Apicomplexa, Aconoidasida, Haemosporida, Plasmodiidae. The record is from RefSeq and is a predicted model, not a curated record.